AUGAUAGUAGAUAUGGUUAAGAAGGAAAAGUUAUUUGCAUCACAAGGAGGUCCAAUUAUCCUUGCUCAGAUUGAAAAUGAGUAUGGAAAUGUGAUUGGAUCGUAUGGAGAAGCGGGUAAGGCAUAUAUCCAGUGGUGUGCAAACAUGGCUCAAUCUCUUGAUGUUGGUGUUCCGUGGAUCAUGUGUCAACAAGAUGAUGCUCCUCAACCUAUGUUGAACACAUGCAAUGGUUUUUACUGUGACAACUUUGUACCAAACAACCCCAACACUCCUAAGAUGUGGACUGAGAAUUGGACCGGAUGGUAUAAGAAUUGGGGAGGGAAAAAUCCUUACAGAACAGCCGAAGAUGUUGCAUUUGCUGUUGCAAGGUUCUUUCAAAGAGGAGGAACUUUUCAGAAUUACUACAUGUAUCAUGGAGGCACCAACUUUGACAGAACCUCAGGUGGUCCAUAUAUCACAACUUCAUAUGAUUACGAUGCUCCUCUUGAUGAAUUCGGUAAUUUGAACCAACCAAAAUACGGACACUUGAAACAACUUCAUGAUGUUCUUCACUCUAUGGAGAAAACUCUCACCCACGGGAAUAUAUCUACCAUUGACUUUGGAAACCUAGCUACGGCAACGGUUUACAAAACAGAAGAAGGAUCAAGCUGCUUCUUUGGAAACGUAAAUGAAACUUCAGAUGCAAUAAUCAGUUUCCAAGGAUCUUCUUACGUUGUCCCUCCUUGGUCCGUUAGCAUUUUACCGGAUUGCAAAACUGAGACUUACAAUACCGCUAAGGUUACCACUCAAACUUCGGUGAUGGUUAAAAAACCAAAUGAAGCUGAGGAUGAGCCUACAACUCUUAAAUGGUCAUGGAGACCAGAGAACAUGGACAGUUUUCUUUUGAAAGGAAAAGGAGAAUCUACAAUGAGACAAUUGUUUGAUCAGAAAGUAGUAAGCAAUGACCAAAGUGAUUACCUUUGGUACAUGACUACCGUUGAUCUCAAAGAGAAAGAUCCAGUUUGGGGCAAAAACAUGUCUCUUCGUAUCAACAGUACUGCUCAUGUUCUUCACGCUUUUGUCAAUGGACAACAUAUUGGUAAUUAUCGCGCGGAGAAUGGAAAGUUUCAUUACGUUUUUGAGCAAGACGCAAAAUUUAACGUCGGUGCUAAUGUCAUUUCUCUGCUUAGCAUAACCGUAGGCCUUCCGAACUAUGGUGCUUUCUUCGAAAACGUACCGGCCGGAAUCACAGGACCGGUUUUUAUAAUUGGAAGAAAUGGUGAUGAAACCAUUACAAAGGACUUGUCUGGUCAUAAAUGGAGCUAUAAAACCGGUUUAAACGGGUUUGAGAACCAACUCUUCAGUGCACAGUCACCUUCCACAUGGUCAGGUGAAAGCGUACCGUUCAACCGAACCAUGACUUGGUACAAGACUACUUUCAAGGCUCCUUUGGGAAAUGAACCAGUUGCUGUCGAUCUCUUGGGACUUGGAAAAGGUACGGCUUGGAUCAAUGGCAACAACAUUGGACGUUACUGGCCAGCUUUUCUUUCAAGUGAAGAUGGUUGUGCCGCCGAAUGUAAUUAUAGAGGGACUUACUAUGCUGAAAAGUGUCAAACCAAUUGUGGAGAACCUACUCAAAGAUGGUACCAUGUUCCUCGUUCUUUCUUGAACUCGGACGGAGACAACACGCUGGUUUUGUUUGAAGAGAUUGGAGGAAACCCAUCCUUUGUCAAUUUCCAGACUGUUAGAGUAGGAAGUGUCUGCGCAAAUGUCGACGAGAAGAACGUUCUUGAGCUUUCAUGCAAUGGAAAACCCAUUUCCGCCAUCAAAUUCGCCAGCUUUGGUAACCCAGGAGGCAAAUGUGGAUCCUUUGAAAAGGGAACUUGUGAAGCAAGCAAAGAUGCAGCAGAUAUUCUCACUGAUGAAUGUGUUGGAAAAGAAAAGUGUUCCAUUGAUGUUUCCGAGGAUAAGUUUGGAGCACCAGAAUGUGGUGGUGCUACUAGGAGACUCGCCGUCGAAGCUAUUUGCUAG
This is a messenger RNA of Microthlaspi erraticum, 2010 nucleotides long. The record is from the annotation of a GenBank genome assembly. NCBI's taxonomy places the organism in Eukaryota, Viridiplantae, Streptophyta, Magnoliopsida, Brassicales, Brassicaceae.